GAGAUCGUCCGGCAGGUCUUGUGCGACGCCGCCAGUCUGCAGGCGGGCCGCCGCAUCGUGAUCCAGGGCUCGAAGUUCCUGAGCGGGGGCGCGACCUCCGAGGAUGCGUCGGCGGGAACAGACUCCGCGCGCGGCAUCCUAGGCCCGCUGCCUCUGGAUCAGCAGCGCACGAUGAUGAACCGUGCCCUCCGCCACAUGAGCAGGAUUCUGCCGGGCUGCGCGUGGACAUUGGACAACCAGGGCUUGGAUGCCCAGGUCCACUUGGCGGACAUGGCGCAGUUCAAGGCCUUCUGCAAGGAGAGGAAGUGGCGAUGA
Prorocentrum cordatum is the source of this 315-nucleotide messenger RNA. NCBI's taxonomy places the organism in Eukaryota, Dinophyceae, Prorocentrales, Prorocentraceae. The record is from the annotation of a GenBank genome assembly.